AAUUUACAAUUUCGUAGACCCCAAAAAUGGCAUGGGCAUUAACAAAUGAAAGAAAAGUAAUUUAAGCUUGCUACACAAAAAUUAAUUUAAAAAUAAUUGAGUAUACGAAUGUAAAUAAAUAGCUAGGUAUUUAGAACAAAAUGAAGCAAAACCAAAAGUUUUAUUGACUUUACGUAACAAAAUGUAAUAAAUAUACAGAUGAAAAAUCAACUUAAACUAUUACUAAGCUAUUAUAAUUUGUUAAAAAAGUUUUGAAAUAAGUUACUUAGACCCAGUCAACCAUAAUACACCUUCAAUUGGGGAUUUUGUACCUGUCUAGUGUCAAUGUUGCGGGUUGCGUCCUACCGAAAACUCCCGACAUAACGAAUGUGAUAAUCAUAAACACGAGGCCACGGAAGCUGUCAUGAAAGUUCGCGAUAAGCUGUGUCACCAGAAUAUCAUGUUGCCCACAAGUAAAUCGUUUUGUACAGUGUUUUACGUUUUUAAAAGUCCAUCAAAAUGAAACUGGUUGAAAGAAACAUGGAUAAAGAGGGUGAGGGCCAUAUAGUCCUCAUCCCAGAAGAGCCUGAAGAUAUGUGGCAUGCUUACAACCUCAUAUCUGAAGGGGAUUCAGUAAGAAGUACCACUAUUCGCAAGGUACAAACUGAAUCUGCCACAGGCUCUUCAUCUUCCAAUAGAGUAAGAACAACCUUAACAAUAUCCGUAGAGAAUAUUGACUUUGAUACUCAGGCAUGUAUGCUAAGGCUGAAAGGGAGGAAUAUCGAAGAAAACCAGUAUGUAAAGAUGGGCGCAUACCACACUUUGGAUCUAGAAUUGAAUCGCAAAUUUUCACUGAGGAAACAGUAUUGGGAUUCCAUUUCCUUGGAACGUAUCGAUACAGCUUGUGACCCAACGAAAACUGCAGACGUUGCUGCAGUUAUAAUGCAGGAAGGUUUGGCCCAUGUCUGUUUGAUUACACCCAGUAUGACUCUCAUCAGAGCCAAAAUUGACGUUUCCAUUCCGAGGAAACGGAAAGGAUUUGUGCAACAGCACGAGAAGGGGUUAAAUAAAUUUUACGAUAAUGUUAUGCAAGCUAUUUUGAGGCACGUGAACUUUGACAUAGUUAAAUGUGUAUUGAUCGCCUCUCCAGGUUUUGUAAGGGAUCAAUUUUACGAGUACAUGUUUCAAACAGCAGUCAAAACUGAUAACAAGGUCUUACUGGACAACAAAUCGAAGUUCAUGUUAAUCCACUCGUCUUCAGGCUUCAAACACUCUCUCAAAGAGGUGCUUCAAGAUCCCGCAGUAAUGGCCAAAAUCUCCGAUACCAAAGCCGCAGGGGAGGUGAAAGCCUUGGAAACUUUUUACACUAUGCUUCAGUGUGAGCCUGCUAGAGCUUUUUAUGGCAAGAAACAUAUCGAGAAGGCUAACGAGGCACAGGCCAUCGAGACCCUGUUAAUUUCCGAUAAUUUAUUUAGGUGUCAAGAUGUGAACCUUCGUAAGGAAUAUGUAAGAAUAGUAGAGUCAGCACGGGAAUACGGUGGAGACGUUAAAAUAUUUUCCAGCUUGCACAUCUCGGGAGAGCAAUUAGAGCAACUGACUGGAGUAGCAGCAAUACUGCGUUUCCCAAUGCCGGAACUCGAAGACGAGGAAAGCGAUGAGGAUUAGACAGUAAUGUUUAUUGAUUUUUAAGUCUAUUGACUUAUAGGAAUCAUGGCAUUGUAUUAUUUACAAUUAAGUUGUAUGGGUACACACCAAUUCUAGGUUACAUUGUUAUUUUAAUAUAUUAAGUGGUAAGUGAAAUUUUAGGACAAUUGUUGUUAUACUUUUUUUGUUUUAUACCGCAGUGUAAUUUAUACGUGUAUAUUUUCAAGCUAAGCAGUGUACGCUAAAUUGUGCUAAUUUAUUUAUAUAUGAUGGAAGAUACUAAACAAGCGAUUUUAUCAAAUUUAUAUUAAUAAAGGCAAAUUAUA
Messenger RNA from Anoplophora glabripennis (Asian longhorned beetle), 1949 nucleotides. RefSeq names its product protein pelota. Gene Ontology annotation, biological process: nuclear-transcribed mRNA catabolic process, no-go decay; ribosome disassembly; nonfunctional rRNA decay. The record is from RefSeq and is a predicted model, not a curated record. Bases 499 to 1644 code for a protein of 381 amino acids. NCBI's taxonomy places the organism in Eukaryota, Metazoa, Arthropoda, Insecta, Coleoptera, Cerambycidae. Gene Ontology annotation, cellular component: cytoplasm. The transcript has 8 exons.